AUGAUUCCCAAAGUUUGCUAUUUGCUAUUUGCUUUCUUCCUGAGCCUGGUCGUCGCUUCUCCGGUUGCUCUGGAGCAGCGCACGCCCGCGCCAUCCCUCGGACUCAAGAAACAGACUAUCCAGUCUGGAACCAGGCAGCCAUGGACCGCAUUCGGCUCUUACCUGACCUUCGACAAGAAUGCCAAGAUUGAGAAAGAACACCUUGCCGGCCUCGCCAAGGCCGCCUACGAGGAAAUGUACAACAUAGAGCCCAACAAGAGGGACCUUCCCAACGUCAUGACCGCCAUCAAGGUCGACAACGAGGUCUUCCUGUCCUCCAACAUGAAGGGCGGCGGCGGUGUCUACAUCUACAACAUGCAGGAACAGCCUCUCGCCAACAAGCCCAACAAGGACGAGGACGUCGUCGAGAACGGCUACGGCGCUUUUACCGACGUGCUGCAGCAGAACGCCCCCGACGUCAAGGAUGCCCUGGACGCUUUGCGUAAGAAGUCGCGUGAGCUCGACCACAAGAACCCCCAGUCCAACUCUCAGCAGCCUUCUCGUACCUCCAACAAUGGCGGCAAGGCUAACCAGAACGACGGCAAGAGCUCCUCCAGAACCGACCCCGGCAAAACGUCACAGGAACUUAAGUCAAACCGUCAGACGACCUUCCAGCAUAAGAACGACGCCAACUGCGGUGAGGUUAUGGCUUCCCUGCGUUACCGCAUGGUGCACAAGACCGAGACGCUUAAGAACAAGAAGCCCCAGCCUACCAUUGUCGCGUGGAGUGUCCAGAACGGCGUCGGCAAGAUCCGCGCCCCCUGCGAGCAGGGCCACACUCUGGACGACGACGACGCCUGCGGUCUUAGCUGGGGUUGUGGCGCCUUUACCGGUCCCCAGGGCAUGAACUUCAAUGUUGUUCCCGCCAAGACGAAGGCUAUUGAUGUUGCCGAUAAGGCAUUCCCGCAGUUCAAGUCCGCACAGGCGGAUUUGCCCUCGCCCACCAUCAAGAAGACUACCAGACCUCCUCAGAACAACAACGGCCAGCCUGGUCCCGCUACUAAGCCUAAGAAUCCUAAGCAGCCGGCUCAACCUCCCAAGCAGCCUGCCCAGCCGCCGAAGGAUACCAAGAAGGACCCCAAGAAGGACACGAAGAAGGGAGGAAGGAAGGGAGGAAAGUAA
Molecule: messenger RNA, 1161 nt
Organism: Aspergillus affinis
Lineage: Eukaryota; Fungi; Ascomycota; Eurotiomycetes; Eurotiales; Aspergillaceae
Exons: 1
Coding region: 1-1161 (386 amino acids)
Source: RefSeq, a predicted model, not a curated record